GCCCGGAGCUGCGGGCAGCUGGCGGACUGUUAAACCGCGGCGGCGGCGGCGGCUGGGGCGGGAGCGGGACGCGCUCUGGAUGCGAGUCAGCGGCGCCCCGGGUUGGGGGAGGCGGGCGGGCAGCUAGAGAUCACCUCAGCAGCCCCCACCACAGCCGGACCGAAGGUGCGGCGGCGGAGGGGAGCCAGGGCGCCCCAGCAGGUUUGCAGUAAUUAUCUGCAGGAUUCGCCAUGACCCCAGCUCUGAGGGAGGCAGCAACAAAGGGUAUCUGCUUUUCAUCUUUACCAAGUACCAUGGAGUCGGACAAGAUGCUAUGCAUGGAAGGUCCAAGAACUGUAGAUGAAAAGCUAAAAGGAGACACUUUCUCUCAGAUGCUGGGAUUUCCAACUUCUGAACCUACUCUUAGCACUAAUUUUGUGAAUUUAAAACAUUUUGGCUCCUCUCAGUCUUCAAAACAUUACCAGACUGUUCUUUUAAUGAGUUCUAAUGCUACAUUAAAUAAAUACAGUGAGAAUUAUAAACAAAAGAAAUUAGGGGAACCCCACUGCAAUAAGCUGAAAAACAUACUGUGUAAUGGCAGCAACAUUCAGCUCAGUAAAAUCUGUCAUUCUCGUUCUGAAGAGUUCAUCAAAAAGGAACCUCUGUCAGAUACCACGAGUCAGUGCAUGACAGAUGUACAAAUUAUUCUGGAUUCAAAUAUAACCAAAGACACUAAUGUAGGUAAAGGACAACUGAAAAACUGUAAGUGGUACCAAAAGAAUGCACUUUUGGAUAAAGUUAGUGACGCUGAGAUUAAAAAGGGUUUAUUGCACUGUGCUCAAAACAAAAUUGGGCCUGACCACUCACACGUGCCUAUUAGUUUCUCAACUGCUGAAAAAGAGGAGGAAGUGAGUGCUCGUUUACUUCACUGUAUAAGCAAACAGAAAAUUUUACUUAGCCAGGCUAGAAGAACUCAGAAACAUUUGCAGAUGCUCCUGGCAAAGCAUGUUGUUAAGCACUAUGGUCAGCAAAUGAAAUGUUCUAUGGAACAUCAACUCCCCAAAAUGAAGAUUUUUCAUGAACCUACCACAAUUUUGGAUAACAGUUUACCUAAAUGCACUGAAAUUAAACCAGACACCAACUUAUUGACUGCAGAGAAUAAAUUGUGGAAUGAUACAAAAAAUGGCUUUGCACAGUGUACAGCUGCAGAAAUCCAAAGAUUUGCACUGUCUGCUACAGGGCUGUUGUCUCAUGUUGAAGAGGGUCUGGAUUCUGAUGCAACUGAUAGCAGCUCUGAUGACGAUUUGGAUGAAUAUACCAUUAGAAAAAAUGUGUCCGUUAACUGUAGUACUGAAUGGAAGUGGCUUGUAGACAGAGCAAGAGUUGGCAGCCGUUGGACGUGGCUUCAAGCCCAGAUUUCAGAGCUCGAAUACAAAAUCCAACAACUAACGGAUGUUCACAGGCAGAUUCGUGCCUCCAAGGGGAUAGUGAUCCUAGAAGAAUGUCGACUUCCAAAAGACAUUUUGAAAAAGCAAAUCCAAUUCACAGACCAAGCUGCUUCAUUAAACACUACAGGGAAUCCCCAGAUUCCUCAGGAGAGUCAAGAUCCUUUACCAGAGCAAGAUUUUGAAAUGUCACCAAGUAGCCCUACACUACUUCUUCGCAAUAUAGAAAAACAGAGUGCACAGUUGACUGAGAUCAUCAGCAGUUUGAUUGCCCCUCUCAACUUGUCCCCAACGUCAUCACCCCUCUCCUCUAAAUCCUGUAGCCGUAAAUGUCUGGCUAAUGGCAUUUCCAGGAGUGCUUCAGAGAAUUUAGAUGAGCUCUCUUCCUCCAGUAGCUGGUUACUUAACCAGAAGCACAGUAAGAAAAGGAGAAAAGACAGGACAAGACUGAAAUCUCCAUCCUUGACUAUCAUGAGUACAGCAGCUCGAACAAGGCCACUUCAGAGUUUCCACAAACGAAAACUCUACAGAUUGAGCCCUACUUUUUACUGCACUCCGCAGACUUUGCCUUCAAAAGAAACAAGGUUUUUAAAUACUACACAAAUGCCUUGCCUGCAAUCAUCUUCAAUUUGGAGUAGCUGUGAACACAAUUCAAAGUCUCAAAUAUUAACAGAACAUGUAUCAGAGUUAGAUUCUUCUUUCCAUUCCGUUCUAUCAUUGCCAUCAGAUGUGCCUCUUCAUUUUCACUUUGAAACAUUGUUAAAAAAGACUGAAAUAAAAGGAGAUCUUUCUGAAAAUAAAUUUGUAGGAGACUGUAUCAUAUCUCCAUCACCUGUACAUAAUACUUCUCUGAAUCAAUGGAGAAAUGGAUAUUCUCCUAUAUGCAAGCCUCAAAUGAGGUCAGAAUCUUCUGCACAGCUGUUACAGGGAAGAAAGAAAAGACACUUGAGUGAAACAGCAUUAGGAGAAAGAACUAGAUUUGAAGAAUUUGCUAUUCAACGCACAGAACCAGGAUCCCAGAGCAAUUUUACUGCAGUUACUAAUGUCAAUGUUAUAUCAAGAACCCAGAAUUCAUCAUCACAAAAUACUGCACGACGACGAUUGCGAAGUGAGAGCUCUUAUGAUAUAGAUAAUAUUGUGAUUCCCAUGUCAUUAGUGGCCCCAGCUAAAUUAGAGAAACUCCAAUAUAAGGAAAUAGUUACUCCAAGCUGGAGGAUGGUUGUUCUUCAGCCUCUGGAUGAAUAUAAUUUGGGUGAAGAAGAGGUAGAAGACCUCUCUGAUGCAGUCUUCUCCCUAAGACACAAAAAAUAUGAAGAGAAAGAGCAAGCCCGAUGGUCACUAUGGGAGCAAAGCAAGUGGCAGAGAAGAAACAGCAGAGCUUACAGUAAAAAUGCAGAAGGACAGGACUUGCUUCUGAAAGAACACCCUAACGACUUCAGCGGUGGGCAGCACGGCGCUGCUCAGAGUCCCGCCGAGCCUCCUGCAGAGAGCCAGGACCCCGGUGCACACGCCUCCCCUUCACUCAGUCAGAGUCAAGAGAUCAAGUCUUUGUGGUGGGAACGACGGGCUUUUCCGCUGAAAGAUGAAGACAUAGCAGCCUUAUUAUGCCAAGAUGAAAAAAGUGAUCAGAUUGAAAGAUCAAGCCCAGCUUUCCACGGUGAAGUCUUCUGUACCAGUGCACCAGAGAACGGCCACCAUCCACAAAGGCAGGCGGAUGGAAGGGAGGAACACAAAACCCUUGGUCUAGGACUUCUCAACUCACGUUAAGAAAAAUCAGUGACAGGGAACAGGUUAAGAAAACUAUGUAACUGAAUGGGAAAACAGGAGAAAAAAUAAGCCCUGUUCCCCCACCCCCUCCACAGUCACAAUUCCAGAGUAACAGCAUGUAGUGCAGGUGCAUGUAUUAAUCUUUUGUGCUGUUUAUGAAACAGGCAAGUUACGUCUCAUUUUCCUUCCUGAACCACAGGAGUAACUAGCUUUUCACCUACAGACAAGUGCUAGUCAUUUGUGUUUGAUGCAGAUCACAAGCACCAGAAAAUUAACUGCUGCAAUUUGAUGUCAAAUCACAUUACUGGGUAAAUAAUAAUUUUUAAACAACUUAUACCCACACCCACAUAUACCUAUGCAUCAAAUGACAGCUCUUCUUUUUCUAUACACGUGGUUAUUCUUUAAAUUGCCUCAGAAAUAUAUUAAGAAUAUAAAAUACAUGUGUAUAGAGUAUACAUGCAUACAUAUACACACAUAUAGUUUUAAAAAACACUGGCAACUGACCACUCCACUUGAAAAUGCACGUAUGAACUACCCCAUGAAAUAUCAGCUGAACCAUAAAUAAAGAAACACAGAUUUCCAAUGGUGUUGAACAUCUAUAAGCCUUGACUAUGGAGAAGGAAUUUUUUUUAAAAAACACGUUUAACCAAUAGAAGUUAUUUAUGGAAAUUUCUAUACCAGAUAACACAAUACUCCUUUAUUUGAAAUCACUGAUACCUGUUGGGUUAAACACACGUUAUUUUCUAGUCACUCCUAACAGAAUAAGAAAAGCAAAGUAGUUGUUAAAUAUUGUUGUAUUUUAAAACUACCACACCUUUUAAAACUCAACUUGAGUUUUAUCUAUUUUAUGUAUCUCAUGAAGAGAAAACACCCAACUUAAAAUAAGCAACAGACAGGAAAUUCCUGUUAGUAUAUUAUUGUACUUUUAGUUAUUUUGGUCAUUCCCUACCAUUCCUUACUCUAUUCAAAUAAGCAUCUAUCCUAGAGUGAGAAUUAAAAUUCUUAAAAGGUUAAUGCUUCAAUAUUGGAUACUGGAGUGUACAUUAAGUAAAAUUCCUUUUGACACUAUUACAUCAUUUUUUAUAUGUAAAAUGAGGACAAUUUAUAUGAAUCACUUUUUCUCAUGUAAAAAAGGUUAUUCAAGUUGUAGUACCCAUAUAACUGACAAUCCUAGCCAACUGGCCUAAUCUGGGGGAUCGGACACUAAGUUUUUGUUGGGGAUUAGAAAUUGUACUAGUCCCUUUAAAGAAGAAGAAAAAAAUUUCCAAUUCAAUGCUGACAAAUUUUUGCUUGUAGUUUUACUAUACAUUUAUAUUUUAAAAAAGAAAACAAAAGCCAGAACAAACCCAAGUUGUCCAGGCAAAUAAACUCAGAUUUUUUUUGUCAUGACUGAUAUUAUAAUCUUCUAUGUAAGUUUUUUUAAUUAAAGUUAUUUCUGUA
Balaenoptera ricei (Rice's whale) is the source of this 4631-nucleotide messenger RNA. RefSeq names its product KAT8 regulatory NSL complex subunit 1 like (gene KANSL1L). Gene Ontology annotation, cellular component: NSL complex. The record is from RefSeq and is a predicted model, not a curated record. NCBI's taxonomy places the organism in Eukaryota, Metazoa, Chordata, Mammalia, Artiodactyla, Balaenopteridae. Bases 231 to 3191 code for a protein of 986 amino acids. The transcript has 15 exons. Gene Ontology annotation, molecular function: histone acetyltransferase binding.